Adineta steineri is the source of this 4065-nucleotide messenger RNA. The record is from the annotation of a GenBank genome assembly. Lineage: Eukaryota; Metazoa; Rotifera; Eurotatoria; Adinetida; Adinetidae.
AUGAUAUUGUUUGGUUUUCGCAAUAUUUGGUUGUUUCUAUUAAUUUUUGGGCAAACAUCAGUUCUAUGCUUUUUCACAGGUAUUUCAUACAAUCGACCGAAACUUUGUGCAAAUGCAACAUGGGACCAGACGGCUAUAACUUUUGCUACGAGCGCCACGAUUGGCACGCAUCCUUUAGGUUUGUUUGUCGAUACAAACAACAGCAUUUAUGUCGCUGAUCAAACGAAUGGGAGGAUUCAAGUAUGGCUUAAUGGAAGUACUACACUUACAGGCAAUUACUCUGGUGGCUUAUACUUACCUUAUAGCGUCUUCGUUACGGACAAUAGUGAUGUUUAUGUCGACAAUGGCAACAUAAAUGGUCGGGUUGAUAAAUGGGGAUGGAAUUCAACAAGUAGUGUUCCAAGAAUGUAUGUGUGUGGACAAUGUUACGGUCUUUUUGUUGAUAUCAAUAAUAUGCUUUACUGCUUAAUGACUACGUAUCAUCAAGUUGUCUCGAAGUCAUUGGACACACGUUUAAAUGUAUGGAGUAUUGUCGCUGGUACUGGUAUAGCUGAUUCAACAUCGGUUACACUUAAUUAUCCAUACGGAAUUUUUGUUGAUAUUAACUUGGAUUUGUAUGUAGCUGAUACUUCAAACAGUAGGAUUCAAAAAUUUGCAUCAGGACAAUUAAGUGGAUUAACAAUAGAAACAGGAGCUAUUACAUUGUAUUAUCCAAUUUCAGUUAUACUUGAUGCUGAUGGAUAUAUCUUUAUUAGUGAUUGCUAUAAUAAUCGUCUUGUUGGCUCAGGACCCAAUGGAUUUCGAUGUAUAGCGGCAUGUUCUGGAUCAGCUGGUGCAUCAUCCAGUCAAUUAUAUUAUCCAAAUACCAUACGUUUUGACAGUUAUGGAAAUAUAUUUGUCAUGGAUCAAUUCAAUGACAGGCUGCAAAAAUUUAUUUUCUUACCAAAUUCAUGUAAUCGAACGACAACAGUAACAACGAUGGCCACGGUUACUUCAAUGAAUAAUACUCAAUCAGUUUCUGUAACAACAACUGUUCCUGGAAUAAAUUCUGCAACUGCACCAUAUUUAAACCCUAUUUCAUACAAUAUACCGAAAUUCACUGCGUAUACUACUUGGAGCUCCAAUGCAAUAACUUUUGCAGACACUACCAUGAUCGGAAUAUAUCCUUACGGUGUAUUUGUUGAUAAUAACAAUACGGUAUAUGUAAGUGAGUAUUCUUUAAAUAGUGUUCAAGCGUGGCCUGAAGGUAGUAGUAAUCCCACAAGAACUAUUUCCGGUAGUUUAAACCUUCCAUAUACUGUUUUCGUUACAAGUAAUAGUGAUGUUUAUGUUGAUAAUGGUAAUUCAAAUAGUCAAGUCGAUAAAUGGACAGUAAAUGCAACGACGGGUGUUUCAGUAAUGAAUGUGAAAGCCGCAUGUUGUGGUCUUUUUAUCGAUAUUGAUAAUAAUAUUUAUUGUACACCACUUUAUUAUCAUCAAGUUAAUAUGAAGUCAUUGAAUAGUAAUUCAAAUAUAUGGACAAUCGCUGCUGGUACAGGUUGUGCUGGAUCAACGUCAAAUACGCUUUAUGAUCCUCGCGGAAUCUUUGUCGAUACAGAUCUCAAUUUGUACGUUGCUGAUUUUACCAAUAAUAGGGUGCAAAAAUUUCUAUCAAAACAAGUAAAUGGAAUAACGAUAGCCGGAACUGGAGGAACCGGAACUAUUAGUCUCAAUGGUCCUAAUGGAGUUGUUUUGGACGCCGAUGGCUACGUAUUCAUUGCAGAGUAUUACAAUAAUCGUAUUGUUGGAUCGGGACCAAGCGGAUUUCGUUGUUUAGUAGGAUGUUCAACUGUUGCAGGUUCAGCAUCUAAUCAAUUAUAUUAUCCAACAAGUUUAAGUUUCGAUAGUUACGGUAAUAUGUUUGUUGCUGAUAAUGUCAAUCAUCGGAUUCAAAAAUUUUCUAUAACAAGCAAUAUUUAUAGUACAACUAUCAAUCAACCAAGCUUCUGUCCAUCUACAACUUGGUAUACAAAUGCAAUUACAUUUGCUGAUAGUAGUACGGUUGGAACUUACGUAACUGGUAUUUUUGUUGGUAUUGAUAAUACUGUUUAUGUAGCGAAUGCACAAACUAAUCAGGUUGUAAUAUGGUUCGAAGGAAGUAUUAAUCCAGAUGAAAUUCUUUCUGGUAGUCUGAGUUCACCGUUUGAUCUUUUUGCUACUCCUUUAGGUGAUAUAUAUGUUGAUAAUGGUGCUAAUAAUGGCCGAGUUGAUAAAUUCUCAUUAAACUCAAAUAUAAGUACUUCUGCGAUGUCAGUUCCUUCUACAUGUUAUGCUAUUUUUGUUGAUAUUAGUAAUACUCUUUAUUGUUCAGCCUUUAGUUCUCAUCAAGUUGUUAAGAAAUGGUUGAAUGAUAAUGUACUUACAUCAACUAUUGUUGCUGGUACAGGUACAGCCGGAUCAACAGCAACUACGCUUUAUUACCCUUAUGGAAUUUUUGUCGAUGCUGUAAUUAACUUAUAUGUUGCAGAUUCCUAUAACAGUAGAAUACAAAUGUUUCCCGUUGGACAAUUAACUGGAAUAACUUUAGCAGGAGAUAGUGCACCGGGAACUAUUACACUUAAUAGUCCAAAUGGUAUUAUAUUAGAUGGUAAUGGAUAUCUUUUUAUUGCGGAUACUUAUAAUCAACGAAUAGUUGGAUCAGGACCAUAUGGUUUUCGAUGUUUAUUUGGAUGUACAACAGUAGCUGGUUCUUUACCAAGUCAAUUGUAUUAUCCAGCAAUUUUAAGAUUUGAUAGCUAUGGAAAUCUAUUUGUUGCUGAUAGAUAUAAUGACAGAGUCCAAAAGUUUAUAUUAGCAUCGAAUUCAUGUAGUCUUUCUUAUAAUCAACCAACAUUUUGUUAUAAUGCUUUAUGGUAUUCUAAUGCAUCAACGUUUGCAUCAAGUAGUACAAUUGGUACUUCACCUUAUGGUAUUUUUAUUAAUGGAAUUAAUACUGUAUAUGUACCUAAUCGAGUUAGUAACACUAUUGUAUCAUGGCCUCAAUGGAGUACUACACCAACAAGUAAUAGUUAUAGUAAUUUGAAUAAUCCAUAUAGUCUUUUUAUGUCUAUGGCUGGUGAUAUUUAUAUUGAUAAUGGUUAUUCAUAUGGUCGAGUUGAUAAAUAUAUAUUUAAUACAUCAAAUCAUGUUACUGUUAUGAAUGUUAAUGGAAGUUGUUAUGGUUUAUUUAUUGAUGCGAAUAAUAAUCUUUAUUGUUCACUUAAAAAUCUUCAUCAAGUUGUUAAACUCUUAGUUAAUAAUGGUACAACCAUUCCUACAAUAGCAGCUGGGAAUGGUUCUGCCGGAUCACUAUCAAAUAUGCUUAAUUCUCCUCAAGGAAUCUAUGUUGAUAGUAAUUUAAACUUAUAUAUUGCAGACUGUGCGAACAAUCGUAUUCAAUUCGUUCAAAUUAGUCAAUUAAAUGGAGUGACAAUCGUUGGUAAUGGAUCAUCAACAAAUUUUAUACUCAACUAUCCAACUGGAAUUGUCCUUGAUGCUAAUGGUUAUCUUUUUAUUGUCGAUAGUUAUAAUCAUCGUAUUGUUGCUUCAAGUUAUUAUGGUUUUCGAUGUAUAGUGGGAUGUUCAGGAGGUGGUUCAACUGCAUCUCAAUUAUCUUUUCCACAAAGUAUGGCUUUUGAUAGCUAUGGCAAUAUAUAUGUUACUGAUCGAAAUAAUAGUCGAGUGCAACAAUUCACUCUUCAAACUAACAAUUGCAGUAAUAGUAGUAGUAGUAGUGGUACUUGUGGUACUGCUACUGCUUGUAGUUGUACUACUGGUAGUGGUAGUGGUAGUAGUGCUACUUGUAGUACUGCUGCUUGUAGUACUGGUGGUGGUAGUGGUAGUGCUACUGCUCGUAGUAGUACUGCUAGUCGUAGUGCUACUCGUGGUACUGGUUGUAGUAGUAGUAGUGCUACUAGUGGUGGUGGUAGUACUACUUGUUGUACUGCUACUGCUUGUAGUCUUACUUGUGGUAGUAGUAGUAGUGCUAGUUGUGGUACUGCUCGUACUGCUCGUAGUAGUAGUGGUGGUGGUAGUCGGUAUUGCUGA